Elgaria multicarinata webbii is the source of this 5173-nucleotide messenger RNA. It is a transcript of the gene BBS10, whose product is annotated as Bardet-Biedl syndrome 10. The coding region runs from base 8 to 2194 and encodes 728 amino acids. The transcript has 2 exons. The record is from RefSeq and is a predicted model, not a curated record. Gene Ontology annotation, molecular function: ATP-dependent protein folding chaperone; ATP binding. NCBI's taxonomy places the organism in Eukaryota, Metazoa, Chordata, Lepidosauria, Squamata, Anguidae. Gene Ontology annotation, biological process: chaperone-mediated protein complex assembly.
CGUUGCUAUGGCGACCGCGGCGCGGCUGGAUCUGGGGCGGCUGGUGCAGGAGGCCUCGGCGCUCGCGGCCGUCGUGCGCGGCUCUCUGGGGCCUCAAGGAGGGCAAGUCCUGCUCACCCGACCCACGGGGGAGGUGCUGUUAUCUCGGGAUGGGCUGUGCGUACUGGAGGCCUUGAACGUGGGCUCGCCAACAGCCAGAAUGAUGAUAGCUUGCAUUUCCACACACUGCAAUUCGAUUGGAGAUGGUGCUAAAACAUUCAUCGUCCUACUCUCCUCUUUACUUCAAGAACUUCAAAAACUUGGUAAAGGAGAUUGUGUUCCCUUUUGUGAGAAUAUCCAAGGAAGAGAGAAACAUAAAGAAACCUCUUACAGAUUGAAGCAAGUUUCCCAAUUUCUUAUGAUGAUUCAAGCAGAUGUCCUGGACCCCAUAUUGACGCAGGACCUUGAAAAGCAUUUCCUGUCAGUCUUUUCUGUUCCUGAUGCUGAAAUAAGUAGGACCACGAUGGGCUUGGUAUUGGAAGCUUAUUUUUGUGGGAAAGUAGGAAAUAACAGACAAAAGUUUCUUUCCCAACUGACCUAUAAUUUCUUCUUCAAAGUUACAGCUAACAAAAAUAGGAGUGAAGUACUAUGUUUGGUAGAUGAAUAUUUUGCUGAGUUGCAUACUAGUGUGACAGGCCUUCCUGUUUCAAAUUCAAGGAUCUUAGAUGGGCUUGUCCUUCACAGAGACUUUACUAUAUACUGUCCUACAGAUGGUGACCAAAGAGUUCUAAUUAUAACAGAAUCUAUCCAUGGUUCUCUUUCUGAGUUGGGUGUAGAAGUUGCAUUAAUGGCGGAAAGUCAGUAUAAGGCAUCUGAAAUCUGGAUUGCAGAAAGAACAGAAGCUCUUAUUAAGCACAUGCAGAAUAAUAACAUAAAGGUAUUAUUGUCGAGUGUAAAACAACAGGAAAGUGUUCAUUACUGUGCAAAGAAUAGUGGCAUAUCUAUUGUAGAGUGUCUGUCACCAGAGGAAAUCUCUCUUAUUUGCAGGAUCACUGAAAUACCACCUUUUAGGCCAUCUUUGGACAAUACUGGCAAUGAAAUCACCAAAACGGCUGUUGCGAAAUUUUGCCAGCCGUUACAGCUUGGUGCCAAAAGAUUUGUUCACAUUGGCUUUGCAAGGACUUGUGCCCUUCAGCUCCACUGUGUGAUUUUCUGUGGACCAGUGCUUGCGGUUACUGAGCAACAUGCUUGUGCUUUUCAUGGAGCAUUCAAAAUGCUACAACAAAUGCUGACAGCCCUUCAUCUGACUAAGCAUUGUAAAUCAAAAUCUGAAAGUCAAAGUCUUUCAGAAGCUGGGGGUAGUAGUUCAGCUGUGCAGCAGUGUUUUGUGGAGGAUCAUGCUGGUUGUAGUAACGUUCAGGCUAGUACCAAGCAGCUGAGUCCUUGUGGGUUUAAAUCUGAAAAGCUUUGUGUAGCAUCUACUCCAGUGGAAGGCAAAGAGUUAGCAUGUUCAUCUGUGGAUCUGCAUAAAUCCUAUGGCAUUCCCAUGCCCAAUCUUGUUUUGCAGCAUGAUGCCAUGUGCUCAGUACUACAUGAAAGUGAAAAAGCUUUUGUAAACCCACUAAAUCGAUCUCAGGAAUACAAGUACCAGAAAGAAAUGUUGAAAAUAGCUGAAUAUGAGUUGCUUGAAGAUAAUCAGCUUGAGGAAAGCACUAGUUCCAUAAAUAUACCUGCGCAGCUACAAAUCGGUGAGAAAAGGGAAGCGCCACAGCCUGGCCUGGUACAAUUGAAUAAAAGCAGUAUUCAGAGUAAUUCCAACUUUUACAUAAAGGCAGGAUCAGUUGUGCCAGUAGGCGGGAUUUUUGAGAUCCUAUUACAUUAUUAUCUGUCUUACUAUGCAAAACAGUGCCAAUCACCAAACAUGUCAAUUGUUUGUACUCUAAUUGCUGAUGUGUUGCUAAAUGUUCCAAAAACCCUCUGUAGGGCACAGGGAAGGAAUGCUUUUCCUCAGCUCUAUCUCAAAGUUACCAACGCCCUCAGAAAUAAUCAACAGCUUCAGCCAAAUCAAAAAGGUCUAGAAUCUGUGUCUUGUAAGUACCAAUUAUUGGUUUCUGUUCUUCAGUGUGCAGCUACACUCCUUAGUAUUGACCUAAUUAUUGGCAUUAAAAGGCUGCCACAAAAGGCUGAAGAUAGUGACUCAGAUGUUGAUCUGUGAAGCCAGGCUUCUUUUAAGCUAGUCAUGUAUGUAUGUUGGUGGUUGCUAGAGCAAGCUAUUCCUUAGUCCUGACUCCUGCACGUUUCUUGAAUUCCACAAAGUAUUUCAUGCUGAUAGAUUGGGCGUAAGUUUAGACAAGGAAAUGUAACACUUUUAGGCUGCAAUCCUUUACCCACUCACGAGGGAGUAAGUCCCUUUGAACUGCAUGGGAUAUACUUCUAAGUAAAAAAAAAAAGUAUAGGAUUGCACUGUUGGAAUAAUAUUGACUCUUGUGUGGGUUUGCGUUAACAAAAAAGCUAUUAAGCAGAACAUAACAAUUUUAACCACUUACAUUAAAUCUUAGCUAUACAGAGGCUGGCUGCACCUUAUGCUUACCAUUUGAUAGCACCCUAUCAUAUCAGAGUGCUGCCUGUGAAACUUCUAGAGAAAGCUGGAGGGAAUUGAUAUCACACACUUAAUGAAGAAAGAGUUUCUGAGCUCUGUGUAUCUCCUCUCCUUUAGUUGCUAAUUCCCCCCCCCACUCCUUUCAAACUAGUGAAAAUUAGAAGAGAGGGAAGAAUAAAUUGCCAUUAUUAUUAUUAUUAUAUUUAUUUGUAUCCUGCCUUUUGCCCAAGGCAGCCUUACAAAGUUUAAAACAUACAUUGCGGGGGGAGGAAACAAAACCAUAAAUGUUUAAAACACACAACAAAAUUAUAAGACAUUAACAUAGAUGGAGGGCCAGAUUAUUUUCCAAAGGCCUGCUGGAACAAACAAGUUUUAGCCUGCUUCUGAAAGCCCAUCAAGGAGGGAGCCAGCCUAGCUUCCCCGGGACGAGAGUUCCAGAGCACUGGAGCAGCCACCGGGAAGGUCCUCUCCCAUAGAGAAAGGCAGGCAGCAGCUCCUAUUCUACUUCUUCCUCCAGCUUUUUCUAUUUGUUGGUGCGGGAGUCUUCAGAAUUCCUGAUAGAGCUUCCUCAAGAGUUGUAACUAGGCUCAUUUAAACUUCUUAGAGGAAUCCACAUCUGUUCCUUGGCUACCUCAUAAGUUGCAAAAUUUGAGCUGCAGAACACAACUUUACUUACUGUAUCAAUGCAUUUUAUCUUGGAUAUCAGUAUUUUUUAAAAGCAACAGACUGGAUAUUUUCUAAUUUAUUGUUCCAAAAUGCUGCCUGACAUAAGAUUAAAGACCUUUCUGGGAAUAAAAGGACACUUUGCUGCUUAGGGAUAAUCACCUGAAACAUACAACUUUGAUUUUAGACUUGACUGGUAUUAUAUCUGUUCCAGCUGCCUAACUUGUAUUCAUUCAUUAAUUUACUAAUUUGAAUGAAUCACCCCGAUAGAAACAUGAAUAAUUGGAACGUGAUGAAGUUAUUUAUGCAAAUAAGAGUAUAACUAUAGAACUGCCCCAUUAUUUAACAUUUCAUUCUGAUAGCUUUCCAGAGCUGCAAGCAAACUCUGAGUCAGACUAUCAAAGUCAUGGCGGUGGUGGGUAUCUUGAGGUCAAGUAUCAAACAUCUAACUUAUAUUAACAUGUUUACUGUCUAAUACGUAAGGAAACUUUUAACUCUAAGAUGCUGCAUGCCACUUGAAAGUGGGCACCUGAGUACUAGAGUAAUUCGGAAAGCAGAGAGAAGGACUUAAAAAUGAAGUUUAUUAAAAAUUAAAGCUUAAGAAAGGUUAAGCUGUUAAUUUUGAAGGUUUUAACAUAAGAACUAGUAUUAAUUGGUUAACAGUAGCUUAAGAAUUAGCCUUCCUAGGUGUUAUGAGCCUUGUCAGUACAAUCCAGUUACUACAUUGCAAUGGGGUUUGAGUGCUUGGCAAUAAUUAAAUAAACCUCUGGUUUUUUGAGACAGCAUGGCUGAUAAGGAAAGGAUCCACUGUAGAAGUUCCCAAGAUUACAAAAGUAUGAAACAAAGCAUUCCCUCCAGUUUGCUCUUGUCCUCGCUUGGAAAAUGAUUGCGUAUUUGUCAUGCUUGGUUCAGGAACUGGCACCGGGGAAACAAAAGAAUAGACGCAGCAAGAUCUGAACAGGUUUAUUUAGAUUUAAUAUAUUAAGCCCCAUUAGAUGCAAUCCACAUACCACUUACUACAGAUUGCUCUCACUAAAGCUAAUGGUAUUCAUCUAGAGAAGCUUGCCCUUAAAUUGCUGUUUCCACCAACUCUUCAGGUAGAAGAUAUGCAUUAUACCUAUUUUGUGGUUUUCCCUAUCUGACUCAGGUUUCAAAUCAUGAGUAUUUAUUCUAAAAAAUUCAUGAAGUAACAGCAUCUCAUGCUUGUAAAUCACCACCACUCAAAACAUUGCCUACAAAUGGCUAGUUCUGACCUCAAAAGAGUAAAUACAUAAUGGAGCAUUAUCUGGCAAAUUACUAAAAUGGGUGUUUUGAAAUAUGUAAUUUGUGGACAUCGCAGUAAAUGUAUUUAACAGCCUUUUUAUAGCCUGUUUUGAAUGUCUAAACCAGAAACAUGGCAGUAAACCCCACAACAGCCCUGUGAGUACCACAUGGAGGCUACUUUAAAUUGCUCUGCGUGGUAGCUGUUUUCAUAUGGGAAGCCGUUUGUUUUAAGCAGUCAGAUUUUCUCCAUUCUGCCCAGAACUUGAGCACUUGAUACUGUGAGAAGAUUGGACCAAGCACAUACUGUAGUGAGCUGCUCCGCACAAACAAUUCAGUGGUGGGUUUAAGCACAAUUUUGGGAUGUGGCUGCCAUGUGGCUUUUGUGUAGCAAAACCUUACCAUAGACCUUAAAAUAAAUAUUGCUAAGGGAUUUAAAUGGACAAGGAAUUUAUUUUAAGCCAGGCUUUAUGAUGGAUAAUUUAUGGUAUUUUUGUUAGUUUAAAAGUGCAGUCCUUUGUGUGUCUAUGCAGACGUAAACCCCACUGAGUUAAAUGGGACUUACUCCCAGGAAAUGUAUGUAUGGGAUUGCAGCAUAAAACAGGCUCAUUCAGUAGGGGGGGGUCAACAUUCACUCCAAAAUGAGAAAGUUCUAUUUUCUUAAAUGAAUUC